GAAGGAAAGGGAUAUCCGAAGAUCCUAGCUAGUCAUGGCUUCAUAUUAUGCAAUAGCUUUGCUUUCCAUGCUAGCCUUUUCCAUCUGUGCCGGACAUGCACUCGAUUGCGAAAAGUUGCAAACCACCUUAUACAUACAACAAAGAUAUUCCCAAGACCAAAGAGCUGUAGGAACUGAUACCGUGGCCAUUAAUUGGCUUGUAAAGGAUGGACCAGAUGCUGCCGCGAAUACCACCGGACAUGCGGAGGGCUUGACGAUCCACGCAAAUCUAGCCAAGAAUACCUGGGUAACCAUAAUGGAUAUGGUGUUCGAGAGUGGAAGCCUCAAUGGAUCAACACUUCAAGUCAUGGGGCUUCAUGGGGCGAUGAAUGGCGGACCAGGACAGUGGAGUGUUAUGGGGGGCACAGGAGAACUUACAAUGGCACGAGGUAUUAUAAAUUACAGAAUAAUCCAAGAAGACAGUGCCAGCAGGAUCUUUGAAACAAACAUGUAUGUGUUCUAUACUCGAAAGGAAACUAUCGUGGGUUCGGGUGCCACUGAGAAUGGCCUUAAGCCUUGAUAACAAUGAGCUUCGGACAAACAUUUAGACCAUUCUUUGUGUCUGUUGGGGUGUGUGUGUGUGUGUGUCGAGGCAAAACGAUGACUGGAUUUACCACCUAUUAUUCUUGUUCCCAAAUAAAUGAUUACUGCCCUAUGUUAAGGAUUACAAACCACACAUUUGUAUUCCAGAGAACGUUCCUUGCAAUUUGUUCUAUCAUUUUGUCUCGUGUUCUUCUUGUCUCUACAGAUCUUAUCAUCAUCAAUG
Molecule: messenger RNA, 805 nt
Organism: Panicum hallii
Lineage: Eukaryota; Viridiplantae; Streptophyta; Magnoliopsida; Poales; Poaceae
Product: dirigent protein 1-like
Exons: 3
Coding region: 35-559 (174 amino acids)
Source: RefSeq, a predicted model, not a curated record